AUGAAUAACAGCCAGGUGAGCCUCACUGCGUCUGAGGCAAGCAGUGAGGCCCCAAAUGGUGCUUCUCAUUCUGUCAAUGGCUCCAGUGGGAAUAUUGGGAUUACGCCGGGAGUGUCCCAGCAAGGCACCGCACCAACAAAUCUAUCAGGAUUAGUCUGCAACCUGCACCGGACGACGGGAGAAGAGCCGCAUCCCUUGGUCGGUGCGACAACAACCAUUCUCGGCGACAUGUUGUAUGUGUUUGGCGGUCGAAUACACUCGCGAACAAAGCCUCAAUUGACCUCGGACCUCUACGAGCUCGACCUCAUCCAUCGUCAUUGGACCAAAAUCGACGCACUGGGCGAUAUACCUCCGCCUCGUUAUUUCCACAGUGUUUGCGGCCUCGGCGAUUCCAAGCUAGUCUGCUAUGGUGGAAUGUCGCCCGCUACGCAAAACAAAAAUGCUACGAAUGCAGAACCCCAGCCCGAAGUCGUAGUGAUGUCGGACAUCCAUGUCUUUGACGUGCCGACGCGAAAAUGGAUGCUCAUUUCGGCGUCUGACAAUCCUCAAGGACGAUAUGCCCACUGUGCUGCGAUAUUGCCAUCGUCUGCAGUAUUUACAUCGGCAAAUGCCCCACUUUCGGCCAUACAACAUAAUCCGUCAUCCUCCGACCCUCACUCCGGGACCCUGGGCGUGCAGCUCGAUGGGACUGGUGGUGCCGAGAUGAUUGUUGUGGGCGGUCAAGACAGCAGCAACAACUACAUUGAGCAGAUCAGCGUUUUCAACCUUCGAAGCUUGAAAUGGACAAACACUACGGCAUGGGAUCGAAAGUGCGGAGCAUACAAGAGUAUGGUGGCGCCAAUGACAGGGAUAUCUGCUGAGCUUGUGGGACGAGGGAUCCCACUGAAUGACACUUCCUCUGCAAAGCAGGGGACUUCGAUGCUGAUAUACUCAAAUUACAAUUUUCUAGACGUCAAGCUGGAGCUUCAGAUACGUCUACCGGACGGAUCUCUAGUGGAGAAGCCGAUGACUGGCUCUGUGUCGCCGCCGGGUCUGCGAUUUCCGAAUGGAGGAAUCAUCGAUGGUCAUUUUGUGGUCAGCGGCACUUACCUGACCUCGUCCAAGCACGAGUACGCUCUAUGGGCACUGGACCUGAAGACAUCGACUUGGGCGCGUAUCGACACGAACGGCUCGAUCUUCUCCCAGGGAAGUUGGAACAGAGGAAUUCUGUGGAACAGGCGGAAUACCUUUGUCAUCCUGGGCCACCGCAAACGCAGUCUGGUGGACGACUAUAACCACCGCCGCAUCAAUUUCAGCCACGUGUGCAUGGUAGAGCUGGAAGCAUUUGGGCUCUACGACAACCCGAGAAGAGAGGCUCCUACGUCGUCGUACGUAUCUGUUUCGGCGCCAGUGGUGCCCUCGUCGCUGCAAGCAAGUCUAGCCACGCAAUUGGCAGGUGGACGGCCAUACAACAGCAAGGCCGACCAACUCGGUCAAGCGGCAUUGAGUCUCACUGAGCUCUCAGACAUGGAAAUCGUGGCACUAGGAGGCGAGAAGAUCCCGUGCAAUUCAUUUAUCCUCUCGCGGCGUUGGGGGCCUUUCUUCAACCAGCUUCUGGCCGAAUCGGCGUCGACGCACGAAAGCGCUAGUUUUUCAGAUGCCGCCACUCUACGACCCAACGCUGCUCGAUCACAAGCAAGUCGAAACUCUUCGGUCACCAUCACGCCUAGUCUAUCCACGCUUGUAGGAGGAUCCGGGUCCGCAGCUGGUUCUGGGACUGGUGUUGACGGGAUACUCGACCCGCAACGCUCGUUGAGUCGAUUAACGACCAGAACUCUAGUGGAAUUGCCAAAUCCGACGACACUCCCGGCAUCGAGUCGACCUCGCUCGCUAUAUCUACCUCACAUGGCGCCGACGAUUCAUCUGCUUUUGCACUUUCUGUACACGUCAUCCCUGCCACCUGUUGGGUCGGCGUUGUGUACGCCGCACUCACUCUGCUCACUCUUGCAGAUGGCGCGUCCGUACCAGGUCGACGGCCUGCUCGAGGCGACGGUAGAACGACUCCACGAAGCCCUAGACGGGCGCAAUUCUGCCGCGGUCUUCAAUGCAGCGGCCAUGGCGGCAGGCGGCGGACGUGGGCUCGUCGGUGCUGUAGGAGGUAGUCUCGCUGCUUUGGGCCGAAGGGAGAGCGAAGCUACCACAGUCGUCGGCGAGCAGAGUCUUGCAGGUAAAGCGGCAGGGCUCAAGCUCACGACGAGUUAUGAGGAGUCGAGGAAGAGAGGACACGGAAAGACGAAUUCGGUGGACUCGUCUUCGACCACGACUUCGGCUUCAACGUCGACUGAUGUGUCCCAUACGGAUACCGAAAGUUCCCAGCGCGAAGAUAGCGCUGAUCGGUAUCGCUCUGGGAAGGGGGAGCGGGAGAAAGAGAGGGAGGCACGAGAGAUGUGGACGGGAAGUGUGAGUUCGGUGAUUGGACUCCAGAAACGAGGCUUGAGAGGACUGAUGGAGGGACGACGUCUGAGGGAGAGAGCGAAUACUGGGCCUGAAUGA
Exophiala viscosa is the source of this 2532-nucleotide messenger RNA. RefSeq lists its product as uncharacterized. Gene Ontology annotation, biological process: cell redox homeostasis. The record is from RefSeq and is a predicted model, not a curated record. Gene Ontology annotation, cellular component: mitochondrion; cytosol. The transcript has a single exon. Bases 1 to 2532 code for a protein of 843 amino acids. Lineage: Eukaryota; Fungi; Ascomycota; Eurotiomycetes; Chaetothyriales; Herpotrichiellaceae. Gene Ontology annotation, molecular function: protein binding.